Molecule: messenger RNA, 1991 nt
Organism: Aphidius gifuensis
Lineage: Eukaryota; Metazoa; Arthropoda; Insecta; Hymenoptera; Braconidae
Product: serine/arginine-rich splicing factor 4-like
Exons: 9
Coding region: 237-1931 (564 amino acids)
Source: RefSeq, a predicted model, not a curated record
ACUGUGCAUUGCUAUUCAAUAAAUUUCAGUUAUAAUCUUCCUAAAUUUUUUGUAUAAUCAGAAAUUUUUAUACACUUUGGCAAAUGUAGGCCUGUGUGAAAAAUAUAAAAAUAAAUAAAAUCACAAACGUGCCAGAUAAAAAUAUUGAGUUUUCUUCGACAAAUUACGAAACAACAAAAUUUACACUGAGAGAAAACGGUUAAGAGUUCAAAGUGCAAGUUCUUUUAGUUGCUGGUAUGGAAAAUAAAGUAAAAAAACGUACCUAUCGAACUUGGCUUCAUCCAAGUUUCAAAGAAGAAUCUGUUAGUCGUCGAACAGUAAGGCGAUGGAAGAAAGCUGUGGCUGAAGCAGUCGAGCGAAUUUCAGCAAUCGACCACACGUUCAGUGGCCUCAACCAUUCCGCUAAGUGUUCAAAGCCUGGAAAUUCAUCCAAAGAAAAAUCAAAAACUGAAAACAAUAAACAUAAUUCGAGAAAAAGAGGAUCUUCUAAGCACAGUGACGAUGAAUAUGAUAUUAGUCAUAAACGUAGGAACGUUCAAGUCCGAAAUCCAUCUCACUCCAAUUCAUCACCGCCAGGCACUGAGGCAACAGAAUCAGAAGGAUGUGCCGAUAGAUCACUAGUUCAGGAAAAGUCGCAUUCUAGACCAUCUCAAAAUGUACAUAGAAGAAAUUCUUGUGCUGAUUACAACAAAAGUAAUGAAAAGAGAAAAUGGCAUGGAUCGAGUGAUCGUAAUAGAUCAUCAUCGCGAAAUAAGGAUCGUAGUUCAAUGCACGUUCCAGUAAACACAAACUCUGAUCGAAGAAAAAGAAACGAGAAUGAAAGCAGAACAAGAAGAGAGGAUAAAGAAGUUCAAACUCUUCUAAAAAAGAUUCUUGACAGCCAAGAUCAAGUUGGAAAGAAAUUAGAAAAACUUGAAAAUACUGUCAAAGCAGCUGGAAAAGACGUAAAAGAAAUUUUUGAUAAAAAUUUAAAAGUAUUGCUGCAGAUACUGGAACUUUUAUUGAAAUUUGAUAGUAUAGCCGAAGAAAACAAAACGAAGCCAGAACCAUUCAACGACGGAUCCGGCUUACCGUCUGUUGGUUUUGAAAGACGCAUCGCAGAUUCCGACAAAAAAGAGAUACAUAUUGGGCAAGAUAUAUGGAUAGACUCCGGCAGCUGGUGCAUGGUCAGAAAUCGUGCAGGAGCUUCAGAAAGUAAAUUCAUAAAAAGUUUGAUGUCCAUAAUUUACACUCCGAACGAAAUUAUAAACUCCAGUGCUUUAGGCCAAACCUCAAAUCGCGAAAAAGUUUCGGAAAAACGACCUGCAUUGGACCCUAUACGGAUGCUAGCUCUUCAAGAUAGCCUCACUUGGUAUAAACAAAUGCAAAAUGAAGAGAUAACUCUGGCACAAUGCAGAAUAGAAGCCGAAAAAGUCCUAAAAAAAUAUGUGGGGAGUAAAAUAACAGACUCAAGAAAGUCAGCAAGACCAAAGAAGCCUGCUAACGGACGAAAGAAAAGGAACGACAUGAUGAGGGACAAAAAAAACGACUGCCUGAAGAAGAAAACAACGUUGGCUACAAAAAAUGACGUUUGUCACCGUGAUAGGGGCAGUCACCGCCUCAGCUUCAGCCGCAGUCGUAGUCGUAGUCGUAGUGAAAGUCGCAGUCGUAGUCACAGCCGCAGUCACCACCUCAGCUUCAGCCGCAGUCGUAGUCAUAGCCGUAGUCAUAGUCGUAGUUGUAGUCACAGCCGCAGUCACCGCCUCAGCUUCAGCCGCAGUCGUAGUCAUAGCCGUAGUCAUAGUCGUAGUGAAAGUCACAGCCGCAGUCACCGCCUCAGCUUUAGCCGCAGUCAUAGUCAUAGUCGUGAUUUUAGUCGUAGUGAAAGUCGCAGUCGUAAUGAUAGUCGUCGUCGUAGUUGUAGCCGUGGUCGUUGUCAUAGUAAAAAAUGAUUGACUGCUCUGGUUGUGCCCGAGUCGUAAAAAAUGAACGAAAGUGGUCAAAGUAGAGAA